ACUUAAAUGACCUUGCAAUAGCUCUCGCCUUUUCCUAUUGCCCAUUCCUCAUAGUGUGCGGAGUUUCCCGUAUAUACUUGGACACUCUACCGCAUAGCUGCAAUUGCUGGCCGAUUCAACUAGCUUGGAUUCUGUGGUGGGUAGAUGUCUCUCUCUCGAUUCUGGUCUGCUGCCUUGUCUCCUUCAAUAUGUAAGUGGCUAUUUUUUAUUCUUCUUGCUUCCUCUUAUUUUUCUGCUCAUCUCAACCACAGACUCUGGACCCACGGUAUAAAGUCAUCGGUCAUGACGACGAGCGGGUUAUUUCCAUUUCUUGCGCCGAUUGUCUCUGCAAGUUCGGGUGGGGUUAUUGCGGAAGUCCUUUCGAGCGAACGUCAGAUAACUCAGACGGCUAUCACAAGCUAUAUCCUGUGGAGUAUUGGCAUACUUCCAGCCAUGGCUUUCAUUAUACUCUAUGUCUACAACAUACUGGAGACCAAUAUGCCACCAAAGGAGCAUAUAGUGUCGUUAGCUCUGCCAACAGGUCCAUUUGGAUACGGCGCGUUUGGGCUUAUGAGAUUGGGAGAAAUUGGUGAUCAGUUACUCCUGGGCACCAGGUCCGGAGGAAAUUUUCUCCAAGAUAGGAUUGGUAGCCGGCCUCCCUUUCUGGGCGUGUGGGUUGUGGUGGUUCCUUUUUGCAGCAACAUCAGCAGUCAGAGCAAAGGUCUCUUUUAACAUCAAUUGGUGGAGUACAACAUUCCCGACGGGUACGUUAGCUAUGGCAACAAUAAUGAUCAGUAAUCAACUGUCGUCAACAUUCUUUAAGAUCUUUGCAACGGUUCUAUCAGGCAUCACUCUUUUGCUUUGGCUUAUUACGUUUUAGGGGAUAUUGAUAAUGUUGGCUAAUAAGAAAAUCCUCAAGACACCGUUCCUGGCAGAUAUUCUGAGCCAAAGCGGGGAAACAUAUAUAGAGAUUGGGUAGUCUGCCAUUAUUAAGUGUUCAAUGAUGAUAAUGAUGAUGAAUUUAUUUGCCCGAUGUAGCUUACUCUAAAUAUAUGCUGCUAUGCGGGAGU
Molecule: messenger RNA, 1049 nt
Organism: Paecilomyces variotii
Lineage: Eukaryota; Fungi; Ascomycota; Eurotiomycetes; Eurotiales; Thermoascaceae
Product: voltage-dependent anion channel-domain-containing protein
Exons: 5
Coding region: 145-711 (188 amino acids)
Biological process (GO): sulfite transmembrane transport; transmembrane transport
Cellular component (GO): plasma membrane
Molecular function (GO): sulfite transmembrane transporter activity
Source: RefSeq, a predicted model, not a curated record